UAAUGAAUCUGCUUCUUCUUUACUACUGCCUUUGAGAAAAACAAGCGAAAAUCGGUCGCGUUCUCCCACCGAUAUCGAUUCCUCAAUCCAAUAUCAAAUUCCCAAAUCAAAAGCAAAUCUGCAACUUUUUUCGAUUAUUUUUCGUUUUGAUUUGGAAAGGGCUGUUUGUGAGCUGAGAAAACGAUGCAGAAAGCGGCGCAGGGAUGGUUCACGCAAGGGGGUAAUAGUGGGAGUGAUAAUCAACUCAAAUCGUCCUCUUCGUUGCUGGCUGAUUGGAAUUCGUACGCAGAAUCACAAGCUUCUGAGGAUAGCAGCUCCAAUUUGGGAAUCGGAUUCGAUCUCGAAAGUGCUGUUAGGUCUGCCAAUGAAACCGUUUCAGGAACUUUCAGCGUGGUUUCGAAAGGAGUGAGAGAACUUCCCGGAAACUUCCAGUCGGCCACUAGUAACGUUCCCUCAGGAAAAGCCCUGAUGUAUUUUGGUUUGUUUCUAGCAACUGGGGUUUUCUUUAUCUUCAUUGCGUUCACCAUGUUCCUCCCUGUCAUGGUUCUUAUGCCUCAAAAGUUCGCCAUCUGCUUUACUCUUGGCUGCUGCUUCAUCAUUGGAUCCUUCUUUGCACUCAAGGGUCCACAGAAUCAGCUUGCUCAUAUGUUCUCUAAAGAGAGACUUCCUUUUACCGCCAUCUUUAUUGGUAGUAUGUUGGGCACUUUAUAUGUUUCCAUGGGGCUUCACAGCUACGUUCUCUCAGUGUUCUUCUCUGUAUUACAGGUUCUUGCACUUGCAUACUACGCUGUUUCCUAUUUUCCUGGCGGGUCUACUGGGAUGAAGUUUCUGUCGUCUGCUCUUACGUCGUCGGUAAUGAGAUGUUUCGGUAGGUGAUCUCGACAGUCAUAUGGCUUAUGCUCGGCACACUGCACAUUUCUCUACUGAUUAGAGAGAUCCAUGUUAAUUUGAGUUAUUUUUUGUUGGAAAUGAUGCAUAACAUGUUGGUGUAUGUAGAAACCAAAAAUAUUAGCAGCAGGCACCAUUUUUCUGUGUUGUUUUCUGAUU
Messenger RNA from Cucurbita maxima (winter squash), 1047 nucleotides. Its product is annotated as protein transport protein SFT2. Gene Ontology annotation, cellular component: membrane. The transcript has 4 exons. Bases 184 to 876 code for a protein of 230 amino acids. The record is from RefSeq and is a predicted model, not a curated record. Gene Ontology annotation, biological process: vesicle-mediated transport. Lineage: Eukaryota; Viridiplantae; Streptophyta; Magnoliopsida; Cucurbitales; Cucurbitaceae.